AUGUCCUUAACUCACCAGGUGUCUACCAGCCCUACCACAACUGCAGUUCCCCUACCCGACAGAGACACUAUGCCUGGCAGUUCUGCCCACAAACCCCUACCAGUGUGGUCACUGGAAUCCAACGGGACCCUAAGUCCACCAUCACUCACCGAAAAAUGCGAUAGAAAUGGCCGCGAGAAUGGUAUCUGUUGCAAGGAUCUCAAACACGAAGGCAACAGAACUCUGAUAGAUCCUGAUAUUGUCCGCGACAUCAUUAUUGGAUUGUCGGAUGGCCUGACUGUUCCUUUCGCUCUGACAGCUGGUCUGUCUGGCUUAGGGAGUUCAAGAACUGUUGUUGUCGGCGGCCUUGCAGAAAUCAUUGCUGGUGCCAUAUCCAUGGGAAUAGGUGGCUUCCUUGCAUCCAAGGCUGAGCAGGACCAUUACCGGUUCUUGCGACGCCACACCUACUCACGGGUGAUGCGGAGUUGCAUUGGGGAAAUGGAGAGAGAGGUAUACGGUAUUUUGGGUCCCAUCGGUGUUGACGAAUCGGCCUCCCAUGCCGUCACGAAUUGUCUGCGGAAAGUAGAGGAUGAAGCUGGGUUUGACGGAAGUGCAUCCGCACCUACCGAUGAGGAGAAGUCACCGCGGGGGAUGAAGAGCGAAUCUGGGCUAACACCUUUCUUACUGAAAUUCGGAGAGGGGCUGGAGGAUGUUCCGACUCGCCGACUAUACAUCUCCGCCUUCACUAUCGGCAUGUCAUACCUCCUUGGCGGUAUCAUCCCCCUUCUCCCGUAUUUCUUCAUUUCCCAAGCAAUUCAAGCACUGCAAUAUUCUUGCAUAAUUACUGGGAUAAUUCUUCUCAUAUUUGGUGGCGUCAAAGCCCAAGUCACGGGGGCAGCGAGGAGUAUCUGGGGAUACAUUUGGGGAGCAAUUAGUACGAUGGCUGUUGGUGGAUUCGCUGCUGCUGCAGCUUACGGGUUGGUUACCGCAAUAGAAAGAUCGUCUAUAUCAUAG
Suillus bovinus is the source of this 993-nucleotide messenger RNA. RefSeq names its product VIT family-domain-containing protein. The record is from RefSeq and is a predicted model, not a curated record. Gene Ontology annotation, biological process: intracellular manganese ion homeostasis. Gene Ontology annotation, cellular component: fungal-type vacuole membrane. Gene Ontology annotation, molecular function: manganese ion transmembrane transporter activity; iron ion transmembrane transporter activity. Lineage: Eukaryota; Fungi; Basidiomycota; Agaricomycetes; Boletales; Suillaceae. The coding region runs from base 1 to 993 and encodes 330 amino acids. The transcript is spliced from 3 exons.